GGAUCCGGUGUAGUGAAGAGGCGGCGCGCCGGAAAGAUACAGGAUAGCAAGAAACGAGCAACUUGAGGGCCUUCAUCCGCUCUCACCCUGCAGAUAUCAACACGGGGCGAACAUUGGUGUCUGCUAAGUGAUCUUGAGGGACGAAGGACUAGCGAACACUCGUGUAUGCAAGCGAAGUAAGGGUUUUGGCCUUGUCAACUUGGCUAACUGACGUUAGCUAACGCCAGGCCCAGCUAGUGCUAGCCGUGGAGCUUACUUUUCGCUAGCAAAAGCAAAACAAGGUAAGGAAUGAGUGAUGACCUCUGUGGUAGUGUCAGACGGUGGUGGGAACAUAGUGGAGUAUGUCACUGUGGUGGAGGAGCCCCAGCAGUGUGAGCAGCAGCCUGUCGAGGAGGAGGAGGAGGAGGAGGAGGAAGAAGUGGUUCAGCAGGAAAUUGAGGCGGUGAUCAUAGAGGGCGGAGAGGAGGUGGAGGAAGAUGUGGAAGAGGAGGAGGGUGUGGUGCUGCAGGAGGAGGGAUGUCCGGCAGUGAUCGUGGAAGAGGUGCCCAGCGCCCAGGUGGAGGAGUGCUACUCGGCACAGGUCCUGGUCUAUGAUGAUGAGACGUACCUGAUGCAGGAUGUGGCCGAGGAGCAGGAGGUGGUCACAGAGGUGGCUGAAACUGUGGAGAUGUCGGGUCAUGACAUGGUCUGUUUUGACAAAACAUUUGAAGCAGCCGAAGCUCUUCUCCACAUGGAGUCUCCUGGAGGACUGCACAACGAACGCAGCACAGCAGAGGAUGUGAUGAUGGAGACGGUGGUGGAGGUGUCUACGGAGUGUGGAACCAUAGAGGAGGAGUCCUUCCCCAUCCCUCCAGAAUGUGAACCUGCUGCCAAAAAGAAGAGAGGAGGUGGGCGUAAGCCAAAGACACACCAGCCUGCUUCCAACGGCUCGUUUGACCUGGGGAUCAAGAAGAGGCCGAGGGAGGGCAAAGGCAACACCACCUACCUGUGGGAGUUCCUGCUGGAACUGCUGCAGGAUAAGAACACGUGUCCCAGGUACAUAAAGUGGAUGCAGAGGGAGAAGGGCAUCUUCAAACUGGUCGACUCCAAGGCUGUGUCCAAACUGUGGGGGAAACAUAAGAACAAGCCUGACAUGAACUACGAGACCAUGGGCCGAGCCCUGAGGUAUUACUACCAGCGAGGCAUCCUGGCGAAAGUGGAGGGUCAGCGGCUGGCCUACCAGUUUAAGGACAUGCCCAAGAACAUCCGGGUGAUUGAUGAUGAGGAGGACGGAGAGGAGGUGGAGGACGGCGAGGGAGUGGUGACCAUCCAGCACCCAGCUCACCAGCAGGGCCCUGCCAGCCUUGGUACCAACUCCCCCGCUGCCACCCAGCCUCAGCAGACCUACGUCACUGUCAUCCCCAGCAAUGCCGCCUCCAGGCCCAUCCGAGCCAUGCCAGUGGUCAUGACCAACUCACUGGGUCAGGUGACGUUAAACUCCUCCUCCAUCCUCACCACGGGAGUCCCAGUAACGGUAGCCAACACUUCUGCAAGCGCUCCCCCCAAACUGGUCAUCCAGGCUCUGCCCACCGUGCUGCCCGCCGGCUCCAAAGCAGGAGAGAAAAUCACCAUCAUCACCAUCCCAGCCAACCAGCUGGCCACGCUCAUGCAGGCCAACCCGUCAGGCCAGAUCACGCAGCUCAUCCAGGCAAAACCUGUUGCUACACAGGUUUCGCAGGCCGCCGCAAAAGCUGCCACCACCGCGCCUACGGUCCAGCUAACGGCAGGCCGGCCGACACCGCAGCUCAUCCUGGCUAAACCGGCAGCAGUAGCCCAGCCGCUGCCACAGCUCUCUGUUCAAGUCAGUCAGCCCUACCCUGCCCCACCCAAAACCCCAACCCGGCCCCAAAAGCCCUCCAGCAGUCAGCCCGAGGCAGCACAAUCAGAGGCAGCAUCUGAGGCUCCGCCCCCCUCCAGUCCACCAGCAGCAUCAGUAGAAACCCCAUCAUCCUGAGAGCUCCACCCUGAGCCGGGGCCAUUGGGGGCGUACAGGAAGUGACUGUGGACACUGUGACGAUGUGCACAUCCCACCCCCCACAGAGCAGAGUUCCUCUCUGAUUGGCUCAGACUGUCAGCCUAAUGUUGGUCUCCAGGGAGACAUAUGCUCUUACUCUGGAGCUGCUGAAGCCCCACAAAGGAUUAAAGGGACUAUUGUAGAAAUACACACACACACACACACACACACACACUCACACAGAUCCUUCAGAGCUCAGAAGACAUGGGCAGCCUUAGAUUGUAAAUGAAAAAAACUCCUUUUUGUAAUCAAAUAUAAUAUAAAAAGCCUGACAAGACUUUGUUGUAAACAGAAAUGUAAAAAGCAUUUUUUGAUACUCAGCAGGUAUGUAUCAGUACAGACGUAGUUUGAAUUCAUCUCUUUGUUGCUUCAUCUGUUUUAGUCUAAUGUUUAUUCUGCCGACUUCUGUUACUCCACAGCACUGUCACAUUCUCCCAACACUGUCUUUUUUUACUGUUGAUAAAAAGGGAGUGAAAGGAUGUCUGCGUCAAGAUAAGAGAACUAAAUGGUGUGCUCCACAUCUGAAGUAUAAUAUACUAUUUUUUUUCUUGUACUAUCAGUGUAUUGAAGUAGAUUUUACUGAAAUAUGUAUUAUAAAAAACAACAAAUGUGAA
This is a messenger RNA of Chelmon rostratus (copperband butterflyfish), 2667 nucleotides long. RefSeq names its product ETS-related transcription factor Elf-2-like. Bases 296 to 1993 code for a protein of 565 amino acids. Gene Ontology annotation, cellular component: nucleus. The record is from RefSeq and is a predicted model, not a curated record. Gene Ontology annotation, biological process: cell differentiation; regulation of transcription by RNA polymerase II. Lineage: Eukaryota; Metazoa; Chordata; Actinopteri; Chaetodontiformes; Chaetodontidae. Gene Ontology annotation, molecular function: sequence-specific DNA binding; DNA-binding transcription factor activity, RNA polymerase II-specific. The transcript is spliced from 9 exons.